UCUCUAGCUCCUAGAUUUUUAGUGCUAAAUUUAAACUUUCCUCAAAAAUGCUUUAUUCUUUACCAACAAAGACAAAACUGGAUGUUUUUAAAUUCUUCAACUAUCAGCAAUUACAUAUGUUCAAUUAAACAAAAAAAUUUAUAUUUUCGUGAUUUUAUUAAUAAUUUUGAAUACGAACUUGCUCGUGAAAAAUUAUUGGAGAUUUCUAUUAAGCUGAGAAUUUUGACUUUGAUUUAUUUGAUGAGGAGCAUAAUGAAAUGGGGGGACAAAUAGAAAAGCCUUCUUUAAUGCCUGGUGGUUCUCUAGAAGCUUGG
Messenger RNA from Meloidogyne enterolobii, 314 nucleotides. Lineage: Eukaryota; Metazoa; Nematoda; Chromadorea; Rhabditida; Meloidogynidae. The record is from the annotation of a GenBank genome assembly.